Molecule: messenger RNA, 2224 nt
Organism: Aphanomyces astaci
Lineage: Eukaryota; Oomycota; Saprolegniomycetes; Saprolegniales; Verrucalvaceae
Exons: 2
Coding region: 122-2050 (642 amino acids)
Cellular component (GO): ribonucleoprotein complex
Molecular function (GO): RNA binding
Source: RefSeq, a predicted model, not a curated record
GCGCCGCCAACGGAUACUGAGGUCUGGUCAUUCCCGUUUUUUGGUUUGCUUUCUUCUUCCCCGAAGAUUGGUCUACCUUACUUUUCCUUCAUAAAAAAACAGAAAAAUCAUCCCUUCCAACAUGAGCUCUUCCGCCGCCGCCACCUCUGCUGCUCCGUCGAGCCCCGUUGCCAACGCCGCCCCUGCUACCAACAACUCGGCGGCUGCGCAACCUUUCCACACCGCGUCCCUUUAUGUCGGGGACAUCCACCCAGAAGUGACAGAGGCGUUGUUGUUUGAAAUUUUCAACGCUGUGGGGCCUGUCGCGUCGAUCCGUGUGUGCCGUGAUGCGGUCACCCGUCGUUCGUUGGGUUACGCGUACGUGAACUUCCACAACGUGAGCGACGCCGAGCGUGCGUUGGACACGAUGAACUACACGAGCAUCAAGAGCGUGCCGUGCCGCAUCAUGUGGUCCCAACGUGACCCGACCUUGCGCAAGUCGGGCGUGGGCAACAUCUUUGUCAAGAACCUCGACACGUCGAUCGACAACAAGGCGUUGUACGACACGUUUUCUCUGUUCGGCAACAUCUUGUCGUGCAAGGUCGCGUACGACUUGAACGGAAACUCCAAGGGCUACGGGUACGUCCACUACGAGACGGCCGAAGCCGCGUACCUUGCCAUCGAAAAGAUCAACGGCAUGUUGAUUGCCGGCACCGAAGUGUUCGUCGGCCAUUUCCAAAAGCGCGAAAACCGCCCCGCCGAUUCGGACUGGACCAACUGCUACAUCAAGAACAUUCCCCACAACUGGGACGACGCCAAGUUGCGCUCGGAAUUCGAACCGUUUGGAGUGAUCUCGUCGUGCGUGGUGAUGAAGGACACGACCUCGGAAAACAACCGCGGAUUCGGCUUCGUCAACUUCGAAGAACCCGAAGCUGCCCGCGAGGCCACGGACAAGCUGAACGGCAAGGUGGUGGCGACGGACGACAAUGGCGCCGACAUCGAACUGUACGUUGGUAAAGCACAGAAGCGUAGCGAACGCGAACGCGAAUUGCGCCACAAGUUUGAAGCGUUGAAGAUGGAACGUAUCAACAAGUACCAAGGCGUCAACUUGUACGUGAAGAACUUGGACGACCAGCUCACCGACGAAGAAUUGCGCGAAGCGUUCACGGCCGUGGGCACGAUCACGAGCGCGCGCAUCAUGCGUGACCCAGCCGGCGCGUCGCGCGGCUUUGGCUUUGUGUGCUUUGCCACCCCGGAAGAAGCCACCAAGGCCGUGACUGACUUGAGCGGCAAGCUGCUCAACGGCAAGCCCAUUUACGUGGCGUUGGCCCAACGCAAAGAAGUGCGCCGCGCACAAUUGGAAGCCCAACACGCGCAACAACGCAUGGUCGCCGGCCGCGGCUUGCCUUUGCAACACCAGCCUCCCAUGUACGGCGCCGCGCCCAUGUUUUACGCGCAGCCCAACCAAUUGCCGCCCCAAGCGCGCCAAGGAUUCGUGUACCCGCAGCAGAUGAUCCCCCGUGGCGGCAUUCCUCGCGGCCCCAUUCCUUACCGCCAACCCGGUGUGCCCGGUGGUCCCGGUGGCUACGGCAUGCCCCAGUACGGCGUGCCCUUGCAAGGUCAACAGCGUCAGCCUCGUGGUCGCCGGCCGCAAGGCCCCCCUGGCCAAUUGGCCGGACCUCCUCAAGGCCAACCUGGCAACCCCAACGGCCCCCGCCAAAACAACCGCAACAACUUCAAGUACACGGCGAACGCCCGCAACCAACCUUCGUUGCAGGAACAGGCGCCCCAGCCUGCGGCCCCUGCGGUCGCUGCCGGUGUGCCCACGUUGGAACCGUUGACGUCGGCGGCGUUGGCGGCGGCGUCCCCCAGCAUCCAAAAGAACAUGAUUGGCGAACGCUUGUUCCCGUUGAUCCACCGCUCGCAACCGGAAUUGGCGGGCAAGAUCACGGGCAUGUUGCUCGAAAUGGACAAUGGGGAAUUGUUGCAUUUGCUGGAGUCCCCGGACGCGUUGGACGCGAAGAUCGCGGAGGCGUUGGCGGUGUUGGAAGCCCACGAAACGGAAGAAUAAGGAACAAGCAAACCAAACAAGGGAAUACAGAGAGCAAGAGAAGUUGGACUUAUUUUGAAGUAAAUGAAGUCGUGGUUUUGCUCUCUCUAUACUGUCUGUAUUCCCUUGGCACGGUUUUGGUUUGGUCGCGUUUUUUAUCAUCUUUAUAUAUAUUUACAGUACCAUUUCCCCAAA